This is a messenger RNA of Lactuca saligna, 381 nucleotides long. The record is from the annotation of a GenBank genome assembly. NCBI's taxonomy places the organism in Eukaryota, Viridiplantae, Streptophyta, Magnoliopsida, Asterales, Asteraceae.
AUGCAUGCAUACAAAUUCACACAUGCUGAGACUCAAAUCGCUGCUACACAGGCUCUCAAGAUCUCCACUUCUCAAGAGAACGCAAAACUCACCAGCACAAUCUACGCUCUGUUCAUCAAGUCAAACACUCGUGUGAAACCAUUCCAAGCCGCUUCUUUAAUCACACACUUCUCACACUCCGGUGAACUCUCGCGCGCUACCUACCUCCUCCGCCACACAUGUGGGUUCAAAACCAAUGCAGUGAAACUGUUUGAUGAAAUGUCUGACAGAGAUGUUGUAUCUUGGACAGGGCGGAUUGCUGUGGCUUUUGAUUGUGUAGAUGCCUUUAAGAUCUUCAAAUAUUUCAUUUUAAAUGGUUAUGAAAUAAACGAGUACGCAUAA